Molecule: messenger RNA, 1881 nt
Organism: Nerophis lumbriciformis (worm pipefish)
Lineage: Eukaryota; Metazoa; Chordata; Actinopteri; Syngnathiformes; Syngnathidae
Source: RefSeq, a predicted model, not a curated record
UGCAAGGGGAUGACCGAGCGCAUUCAUAACAUCAAUCUCCACAACUUCAGCAAUUCUGUACUUGAGACCCUCAAUGAGCAGCGCAACCGUGGGCACUUUUGUGAUGUGACUGUUCGGAUCCAUGGAAGUAUGCUGCGAGCUCACCGCUGCGUGCUGGCUGCUGGAAGCCCCUUCUUUCAGGACAAGCUGCUUUUGGGCUACAGCGACAUCGAGAUCCCCUCGGUGGUCUCGGUGCAAUCCAUCCAAAAGUUGAUUGACUUUAUGUACAGCGGGAUUCUGCGAGUGUCUCAGUCUGAGGCCCUGCAGAUUCUCACUGCCGCCAGCAUCUUGCAGAUCAAGACCGUCAUUGAUGAGUGCACUCGCAUCGUAUCCCAGAAUGUGGGCCUGGCGGGCCCGGGAGGCUUCCCCGUUAUAUCCGGAGACUCCGGUCAAGACACCCCCCGCGGCACGCCGGAGUCCGGCACUUCGGGGCCGAGCAGUGACGCCGAGUCGGGCUGUAUGCAAACGUCCUCUCAGCAGAACGUGGAUCGACCGUACACGUCGCUGUAUCCCUACUCGGGCCUAUCCAACGGCACCCGUGAGCGCUCCCUUUACAUCAACCCCAAUUACGAUCAGAGUGGCGGCAUUCAGAAAGACCAGCAGUCGCAAGAUCCACCGUGGAUGAACCGAAUCCAGGAUAGAUCCCAGCAGGUGGAGCGCUUCAUCUCCCAGGCCGAGUCCACGCACUGUCGUAAGCAGCCCCGACCGGUACGGCUACAACCGGGCGGAAGGCACAUCAAGCAGGAAGCCGAAGACGAAUACGGUUGCUUUGACAGCGUUGCCGACUGCCAGGUGGAAAACGACCAUGCCGCGGGUAUUGUGAGCGAGUCCAAGGUGGAAAGUUUUGACUCCGGUGUCAGCUCUUCCAUCAGUACCGAGCCGGAUACCAUGGAGCAGCAGCCGUACCUGAGCUUUAACAGGGAAGGGGGUGGCGAAAGUCAGCAAGGGGAAGGCGGCCCGGUCGAGGUCAACGACUCGUCGCCGGAGCAAGCGCAGGAACCUGAUGAGGGCGACCAGAGCCACAUCACUAGUGACAAUAUCAUAAUGCAGCCCCUGGCCAAUCCAAUCAUGCCACAGUCCCUGGCCAGCGCCCCGCACUACCUGCGGCAGGUGGAGCCACACACCAGCAAUCUCCGAAUGCCGCACCCCGUGACCAGCAACUCCCAAGUGAUUGGCCCCACCACCGGGGGCACCUUCUUGCCCACUCUCUUCCCGCAGCCGGCUAGAGAUAGCAAGUCCUUCAUUUACCUUCCGGGCCAGCUUCCUCCCGCUGCCAUGCCGUCAUUCCCCAACGCCAUGAGCGUGCCGCCGGCGUCAUCACAGCAGCAACAGGCAAUGGGUCAGGGGGAGAAGAAACCCUAUUCAUGCACUCUCUGCUGUAAAACCUUUACUGCAAAACAGAACUACGUCAAACAUAUGUUUGUGCAUACGGGAGAGAAGCCUCACCAGUGCAGCAUCUGCUGGCGCUCGUUCUCCUUGAAGGAUUACUUAAUCAAACACAUGGUAACCCACACCGGGGUGCGGGCCUACCAGUGCAGCAUUUGCAACAAGCGCUUCACCCAGAAGAGCUCUCUCAACGUCCACAUGCGGCUGCACCGUGGAGAGAAGUCCUACGAGUGUGUCAUCUGCAAGAAGAAGUUCUCCCACAAAACCCUGCUGGAGCGCCACAUGGCCUUGCACAGCACAGGCAGCGCCAUCGUGGGGCUGACGGGCGCCGCCGGCACCCCCGGCCCUGCGGGCUGUCAAGAAGGGACCACCUACAUGUGUUCUGUCUGCCCCGUCAAGUUCGACCAAAUGGAGCACUUCAACGACCACAUGCGGAUGCAUGUCUCUGAUGGAUAA